This is a messenger RNA of Neospora caninum, 1764 nucleotides long. RefSeq lists its product as hypothetical. Lineage: Eukaryota; Apicomplexa; Conoidasida; Eucoccidiorida; Sarcocystidae. Gene Ontology annotation, cellular component: Golgi apparatus. Gene Ontology annotation, molecular function: G-protein beta/gamma-subunit complex binding; GTPase activity; GTP binding. Gene Ontology annotation, biological process: protein localization to organelle; intracellular protein transport; G protein-coupled receptor signaling pathway. The record is from RefSeq and is a predicted model, not a curated record. Bases 1 to 1764 code for a protein of 587 amino acids. The transcript has a single exon.
AUGUUUAGCCUCGUCUCCGGUCUGUAUCAGUGGCUGUUCUCCUACGAUGAAUUGCGUCUUCUUCUCAUCGGCAUCGACGGCAGCGGAAAGACCACAUUUCUCGAGCAGCUGAAAGCGCGGUAUGCAAAACCGCGCGGGAGAGCUCGUCCUUCUGCCUCUUCUCCCCUCCACUCUUCUCACGUUGGCCCCGCUGACGCCGCCCCGCCCUCGCUUCCCGCUGUAUCUUCCCACAACAGCAACGAUGUAGACGCUACGCGAAAAACGUCUCUCUCUGCUUCUGUUGAGCCUCCCUCUUCGGUGUCUUCCUCUUCACUUUCCUCUUCUUCGCCUUCUUCCUCUUCUUCCCUUUCUUCUUCGCCUUCUGGUUCUUCGUCACUUUCUUGUUCUCCCCCGUCUUCCUCUUCGUCAUCCGCUUCUUCGCCUUCUUGUUCCGUGCUUCCGCAUGUACAACCGACGACGGGAUUUAACUUGACGAAUUUCGUUUUUGAGAAUUUCAAGGUGACCGUGUGGGACUUGGGCGGUCAGAAGACCCUGCGGAACAUCUGGAAAGACUACUACAAAGACUGUCACUGCAUUUUGUUUUUCGUCGAUGCGGCAGACAGCGCGCGUCGGGACGAAGCCUGUCGGGCGUUUCAGUGUAUGCUCAGCGACUUGGGAGGUGCCGCGCCUCCGCAUGCAGAACCGCGAGAGAGCACAAGAGCCCCGUCCUUCCCGGAAAGAGAGAUGUGCUCGCCUCCUGUCCUGCUUGUUGCAAACAAACAAGACGUGGCGACUGCGGAGUCCGGCGAGCGUCUCCUCCCCUUUUUUCUCUACCAGCACGGCGCACCGCGACGAGGAGAACGGACGAGAAAGGAGCGACAAAGAGCGACAUCGUGGGCCACAGGCGCUGAGGAGGGGACAGUGAAGGUCGUCGCACACACCGCGUUAAACUCGGAGAGUGUCGAGUCUCUCCUUCGAGCCGGAGUGGCAGCUGCGCAGGCCAAGCGCGACUUGGAGAGAGAACAAGAAAGAUGGCACGAGCAACAAACGCAGAUGGACAGUCCCCUGUUCCGCGCGGGGGGACAAACCGCAGAGAGCGGACAGAGCACAGAGGAGCCGGAGCGACGUUCGGAGAGAGAACGACUGGCGAGAUCUGCAUGCGCAAACCAGACGCCCAGCGGAGACGAAGACGAGCAAGAGGCAGGCAGAGACACUGAAGCUCGCCACGGGAACGGAAACCCGAAACGUUCUUUACCCACGUCGACUACAUCCGCUUCUUCAGUUCCCUCUUCUCCAGCUUCUGCAGUCCCAGGCAGAAACGUGCACCCCAGUCCGCUCGUCCCGACUGUGUCUUCGCCGAGCUCUGUCUCUUCUUCCGCGCUCCGCGCUGCUCCACUCUCUGUUUCGCCGCAGGAAGCGAGGGACGAUUCACCUUCCCGCUCUUUUCAAAACGGCCAGGACGAACGAGAGAGCGUCACAGAUCUUCGUUCAGGUGCUCAACCAGGACCGCCGCACAGUCGAGAGCCGCCUGUCAGAAAAGACACUGAAGACGAGGCCAGAGAAGAGAAACAACGAGCAGGUUCGGUGUCAAGCGAGGACCGCUCGGGAGAGGAGGGAAGUCGAGAUUCAAGUGGGUUGUACGACCUUGAAGAGGCGCAAGCUAGCUUUGAGUUAUUCCUGGCUUCGCGCCUCCACCUCGCGUGCACACCUUCCUCGAGUCCGCUGCCUGCACGACCUGCGAAUGGGUCAGCUCUGGGGACUCGUGCGCAGAGAAAUACCUUCUAA